Drosophila grimshawi is the source of this 3621-nucleotide messenger RNA. It is a transcript of the gene Mctp, whose product is annotated as multiple C2 and transmembrane domain-containing protein. Gene Ontology annotation, biological process: regulation of neurotransmitter secretion. Gene Ontology annotation, cellular component: synaptic vesicle membrane. The record is from RefSeq and is a predicted model, not a curated record. Bases 186 to 3173 code for a protein of 995 amino acids. The transcript has 12 exons. Gene Ontology annotation, molecular function: calcium ion binding. Lineage: Eukaryota; Metazoa; Arthropoda; Insecta; Diptera; Drosophilidae.
UCGUGGGGUAUACCCCACUGCCACUUCCUUGUGUCUAGGAUAUAACAAGAAUCAUUAGCAAAAACAACGGCAACGAUAGCAUUACAGGCAACGCGACGAGCUUUGUGCGUUGCUAGACAGCCGCAUGACGCCAGUUGGAGACGCCGUUUGGGGCAACAACAAUCACAGCCAAGCAACGCCGCCAGAUGACGUCAUCUGCUGCAAAAGGCACAAUAACUGUGAGAACCACCAAACAAAUAGAAAGCAAAAUAAAAAUACCAAACCAAUGCGAACAUAAAAAAAUAACAAAAGGGCAUAUAAACAUCCAGAAGCUAAACGACAAACUGAAUACAAAAGCAGCUCACCCCGCACCAACCCCUCCAAUAGCCAAACAAACAUCUAACGAUAGCAACAGCAACAACAACAGAAUGUUUGCCUCAACAGCUCGCAUUCAUUAUUUGGAGCGGGAGGAGGAGCUUCCUGGCAUCAAUCGUUUGGCCGGCGCGGGCAGCAUUGACGCCAGUGCCAGUGGAUCACCGCCCAGUGGUGUUGGCAUCUCGCCGCAUGGUUCGCCGCAGCUGCAGCCGCGUCUGGGCAGGCAUCUGAGCAAGUCUGCCUCGGAGUUGAAUGGUCACGACUGCCACAGCAACCCAGAAUCGCCGCACAUAUCCCCGAAGCGAGCCAAGAGCGCUGCCUCGCCACAACUCACGGGUGGUGGCAGUGGCAGCAGCGUUUCGGGCGUGGCCAGUGGUACGGGCGUGCUGCAAAAGACGCACGGCUUCUUCAAUAAUCUGCGGCAUCGCUGGAGUCGCGCCAAAAGCAAAGAUCGCAUCGGCCGCAAAUCGCCGAACGAUUUCCUCGAGGAGAGCACCGACUAUGCCGCCGACUACAGCUCCGAGAGCAGCUCCGUAACGCAGAGUCCCCGGCACAGAGCCACCACAAUUGGUUCCCCGCUGGCACGCGAUUUCCGUGCCACAGCCAAAAUGGCGCAGGUCAUUCAACGCUUCGGCGGCUCCAUGGAGGGUCGCAUCGAUGAGCACCCCGAGAACAAUGGCAAUGCCACAGCCACAAUCACCCCGCAGCAGCAGCUGGAUGCCCUGCAGGCCGAUGAGCUGCGCCGCAAGCGGGAGACACAAUUACGACAAUUCGUCUUCUUUCAGCUGCGCGUCCAUCUCAAAUCUGGCUGCGACCUGGUGGCCAUGGACAAGAAUGGACUGAGCGAUCCCUAUGUCAAAUUCAAGGUGGGCGGACGCCUGCUGCACAAGUCGCGCACCAUUCACCGCGAACUCAAUCCCGUGUGGGACGAGGUCUUCAUUGUGCCCGUGGAGGACCCAUUUCAGACAAUUAUGGUCAAGGUCUUUGACUACGAUUGGGGACUGCAGGAUGAUUUCAUGGGCUCGGCCAAAAUCGAUCUCACCCAACUGGAGCUGGGCAAGGCGGAAGAUAUCAAUCUGCAGCUGAGCGAUUCGAAUAACGGUGAGCCGGGCCUCAGUAUGGGCGAGAUACUCAUAAAUCUGACGCUGUGGCCGCGCAGCCAGGAAGACAAGGAAAUGCACUUUCAACGCAACUCUAAAUUGGCCGAGUCAUCAAAGCGGCUUAAGUCCCAGAUAUGGAGCUCUGUGGUGACAAUACUGCUGGUCAAGGUCAAAGAGCUGCCACUAGCCGAAGAUGGCAGCAAACUGAGUGACACACACUUCAAAUUCAGGCUGGGCAAUGAGAAGUACAAGAGCAAGUCUUCCUGGACGGAUCGCUGGCUGGAGCAAUUCGAUUUGCAUCUGUUCGAUGAGGAUCAGAAUCUGGAGCUGGCACUUUGGAAUCGCAAUACGCUUUAUGGCAAGGCCAACAUUGAUCUGAGCGUAUUUCAGCGCGAGACAACGCACGGCAUCUGGAAGCCACUGGAGGAUUGCUCUGGUGAGGUCUUCCUCAUGCUCACCAUUAGCGGCACCACAGCUCUGGAGACCAUCAGCGAUUUAAAGGCCUUCAAGGAGGAUCCACGCGAGACGCAACAGUUGCGAGAUCGCUAUCGUUUCCUGCGCAGCUUGCAGAAUCUUCGAGAUGUGGGUCAUCUGACGGUGAAGGUAUUUGGUGCCACUGGUCUCGCUGCUGCUGACAUUGGCGGCAAAUCGGAUCCCUUCUGUGUGCUGGAACUGGGCAAUGCUCGGCUGCAGACGCAGACUGAGUAUAAAACACUGAUGCCCAAAUGGAACAAGAUCUUUACCUUUAAUGUCAAGGACAUAACACAGGUGCUGGAGGUCACAGUCUAUGAUGAGGAUCGCGAUCAUCGUGUGGAAUUCCUUGGCAAGCUGGUAAUUCCGCUGCUGCGCAUCAAGAGCGGCAUUAAGCGCUGGUACACCCUCAAGGAUAAGAAUCUCUGCGUGCGUGCCAAAGGCAACUCACCACAAAUCCAAUUGGAGCUCACCGUCGUCUGGAAUGAGGUGCGUGCCAUCUGUCGCGCCCUGCAGCCCAAGGAGGAGAAACUCAUACAGCAGGAGGCGAAGUUCAAGCGGCAACUCUUCCUGCGCAAUGUCAAUCGCCUCAAGGAGAUUAUUAUGGACAUACUGGAUGCAGCGCGUUAUGUGCAGAGCUCCUUUGAGUGGGAGUCGCCGGUGCGUUCGAGCAUUGCCUUUGUGCUGUGGGUCGUUGCCUGUGUCUAUGGAGAUUUGGAGACAGUGCCGCUAGUGCUGCUCCUAAUCAUUCUAAAAAAAUGGCUAAUAAGAUUGAUCACCGGUACCACAGAUGCGAAUGCUGGCCACUAUGACUACGAGUAUGAUGAGGAUGACGAUGAUGACAAGGAGAAGGAGGAGAAGAAGUCAAUUAAGGAGCGCCUGCAGGCCAUAUCGGAGGUCUCACAGACCGUACAAAAUACCAUCGGCUAUUUGGCCUCCCUAGCCGAGAGCACCAUCAACACCUUUAACUUUUCCGUCCCCGAAUUAACCUGGCUGGCGGUGGUGCUGCUGCUGGGCGCAAUAUUUGUGCUGCAUUUUGUGCCGCUUCGCUGGCUGCUCCUCUUCUGGGGCCUAAUGAAGUUCUCGCGUAGAAUACUGCGACCCAAUACCAUACCGAACAACGAGCUGCUCGACUUCCUAUCGCGCGUUCCAGACAACGAGGAGAUUAAUCAAUACAGGGAGCUGCCACCGUCGGCGCCCACAGAUCAGGCGCGGAAUAAUCCGAAAAAGAAACUGAAAGGCUCAUAGUCUAUAUGCAGCGCUGAUGCGGCAAUGGGGUCGCUGCAACAUAGCGCAACUACUGGUCCACAGCAUCUGAUGCAGCAGAUGACGACACGCUUCCGCGCCAAUACAAAUCAGCUGAAGCAGAAGUUCGGGCAGGCGAAGAGCCUCAGUCUGAGCCAAGGCGAUAAGUCCAUUUAAGUAUAUUAUACAUAUAGAUAUUAGAGAUGCAAUUUUCGGCACCAGACAAAGUUCCAUCAUGAAAUGUAACUCAACUUAUGCACCAAAGUUUUGCUUGACUUAAGAACUUAACUUAAAAAGUAUUUCAGGAUAUCUUUAACUCUCUAACUUAGUAAGAAAGCGAAUCAAACUAUUUACACUUGAUAGAUACACUGAAACCAGAAUUGGCGCCAGUUCUGUAAAUACACACCAAAACCAAAACCAACAACAACAACAUCAACAGCAACAGCAACAA